Molecule: messenger RNA, 1659 nt
Organism: Laetiporus sulphureus 93-53
Lineage: Eukaryota; Fungi; Basidiomycota; Agaricomycetes; Polyporales; Laetiporaceae
Exons: 11
Coding region: 1-1659 (552 amino acids)
Biological process (GO): transcription initiation at RNA polymerase III promoter
Cellular component (GO): transcription factor TFIIIC complex
Source: RefSeq, a predicted model, not a curated record
AUGUCUGAUGUCGCAACGGACGACCCCGUCGCAGGUCCAUCAAAUUUGCUGUCCGUGCCAGCACCAGAGACCACGCCAGCGCCCGAGAGGCCGCUCCCCGCCACGCAUUUCUACUCUAUCGAGUAUCCGGGCUACGUGAAGCCUACGUCUGUCCCACUUGCUGUUGAACGUCUCGGUGGACAACAAAGCAUCGAAACUGCAUUUAAACGCGCCGCUGGAAAGACGGAGACGCUCCUUGAGCUGCAUCUUCGACCGGGGAAUCCGUUCGCGCAUCCGGUUCCAGGAGAUGUUGCGCCUACGAAUAAUAUCUUGCUCAAGGUUGUGAAACGCAAGCGAAGAAGACGAGAGGGUGAGGUAGGUGCAGAGGAGGAUGGUGUGGUAGGGGAAUAUACUGUUGAGGCUACGGGGGCUAUUCCGAAGACGGCGAGGUUCAGGAGUAUGGCGGAUUUCCAGUUCCAGCCGGACAUGAACGACCCAGUGGCAAAACUCCGAACAGCGAUGGACACCAUGGAUGUCGAGGGCAUCCUCAGUUAUAGGAUCCCUCCCGAAACCGAAGACUAUGUCAUCCCAGAGGAUAUAUCUUCCAUGGAUAUUGACCCGCGGCUCACUGAGGCGAGUAAAGAAGGUUCCGCAGUCCCGAAAAUGAAGAGCAAUCUGCGGCUCUUCCCUCCUCCGCUCUUCAGUCGACAGUCCAUACCACAAAACUAUAACUACAAAUCCAACCCCGCAUCUAUUGUCACCACCGUUAUUGAUGAGGAGACAGGCGAGGAGAAGAAGCGACUGAUCAACCGGAUGAGGUGGAAAGGCUUUGGGCCCAUCUCCAUCAGCUUCACUGAUAAAGGGGUUCCGGAUAAGCCGUCUCCUUCAGUAGAAGAGCAGAGGGACAAGGCAGACCAGGAGCUACUCAAGAGGCUACAACAGCUGUUCGAGCAACGGCCCAUAUGGACGCGGGCGGCUAUAUACAACCAAUUCUUGCCAUUCGAAGUGCGUGAAAUCAUAAAUUCGAAAUUCCUCUUACCCCUCGUAUCAUACGUAUUCCAAGAUGGCCCAUGGCGCGACACUCAGAUACGCUUCGGCUACGAUCCUCGCGAAGAUCGUGAAGCUCGAUUCUACCAGAGAUUGUACUUCCGAAAUGUGAACCAUCCCAUCGUUCGUCCUUCUGUGGUGAGCAAGCGACAAGAGGUGAGGGUAGAAUCCGCACAAAAUCGCACAGGAGAAGUACGUGAGGAGGACAGGAGGUCGCAUAUAUUCGACGGAAUCACCAUCACAGGAGAGACAGCUGCAUUUCAAUUAUGUGAUAUCCAUGACCCGAUGCUCAAAGAGAUGAUUGCUGACGAGGAAGAUCUCCGCGAUACGUGCAAUGAGCGCGAUGGCUGGUACUCCACUCAUGCCUUCGAGCGCAUCAAGACGGUGCUGCGGCACAAGUUCUUCUCUCUGCUCGGUGGGCACAUCGCGACGCGCGAAGAGUGCGAGGCGCUCCUCGUUCCUCAGGAGGGCACGAACAAACUCCCACAACGGCCCGUACAGAAGCUCAGAUUCGGCAAGCACAACAUGGCAAAGGGUGCAUUGCCUCCGGAGGAUGCCGCGGCACACAGGUUGAUGGCGACACUGCAGCAGCAGCAAGUGAAGGGAGGGAGAUCCUCAGACAGUCGUCCAUGA